AUGUCGGCCCGCCCCUGCCGCUCCUGCGGCGGCAAGCGGCUGCGGCCCGAGGCCCUGGCGGUGCGGGUCUGCGGACUCGGCAUCAUGGACGUCUGCGCCAAGAACAUCGGCGCCGCCGCCGAGUGGGUCGAGCAGAUAGACCCCGACUCCGAGUACAACCGCAACGGCGUCAGUGCAGUUCACGUUAACGGCACCGACGCACCAGCCACCAACGGCCAUAAAACCGGCCGGCGCAACGGAGCCAAGAACGGCCGGAAGUCCUCAAAGAACGGAGCGGCGGCAGCCCCGCAGGUUCUCUCGGCCCGCGACAAGACCAUCGCCAACCAGGUACUUAAGGAAAUCGACGGCCGUGUGAAGUUCCUCAUGGGUAUCGGCCUGGACUACGUCACCAUGGACCGCACCGCGCAGACCCUUUCCGGCGGCGAGGCCCAGCGGUGCGGCUGGCGACGCAGAUCGGCUCCGGCCUGA
Molecule: messenger RNA, 468 nt
Organism: Geodia barretti
Lineage: Eukaryota; Metazoa; Porifera; Demospongiae; Tetractinellida; Geodiidae
Source: the annotation of a GenBank genome assembly